Molecule: messenger RNA, 3228 nt
Organism: Coregonus sp. 'balchen'
Lineage: Eukaryota; Metazoa; Chordata; Actinopteri; Salmoniformes; Salmonidae
Source: the annotation of a GenBank genome assembly
AUGUCAGCGAACUGGCCCGAGAGGAUCUCCGCAUUCUCGCGCAGCCCGUCCCAGUUCUUGUGCAGCACGACAUCGGACAUCUUCCUCGCGGAGGUCCUGCGCGAGCUGCGAGAUGACAGGGCCAGUGACCACAUCAAGGUACAUUACACGUUUUCAAGGCACAAUUAUUGUUGUAUUGAGUCCCUCGCUAUGUAUGUAUCCACAGGAAGUGGCAGAGCAUUUUCUAUGGAGGAAGGCACGUUCAUUAAUGUGUUUAAACUUUAAACCACUAAACUGCAUUAUGUCCUCUGUUCUGCCUGCCUCAGGUCUUGCUGUUGUCCCCGCUACUUGAGCACCCUACUCUGCUGUGCCCCUCUGUCUCUGUGGGUGAGGAGACCGCCCUGGAGCUCAUGUCUGUGUUUGCCCAGUGCUCCCCCAAAUCCCUCCCGCUCCGUCGCCACCUCCUCCUGGCCCUCACCUCCGUGCUCCUCUGCUCCUGCUGUGUUAGCUCACACACCAGUGCCUCCCAAGACUUCCUGGAACUCCUCUUACAGACGGCCCAGGACACCAACGACGCACAGGCUGGGGCUGCAUUACGCCCCCUGAGGGCAACAGCCUGCGACUGCCUGAGGGAGCUGGAGGCUUGCCUCCCGGGCCUACUAUCCCAACGCUUGGAGCUCCUGAGCAGCCUGAGGCAGCAGGAAAACUCCGGGCUUCACCAGGCUUACACGGGGCUCCAUGCCCUGGCACUGAGGAAUGCUGUGUAUCUGCUCACCCAGCAGAAAGGGGCUGGGGCUGGAGACCUGAAGGCUGCACUGGGGAGCAACGAGGGGUUUGUGUGGGGGGAGGGUGCAGACUCAGCACACCUGGACUCAGAGUCACACUCUGACUUGGCCAUCUUUUCGCCCCUCACUCUAGGCCCCAUGGGAAAAGUUCCUUCCCUGCAGACGGGCCUAGACUGUAAAGAGCUGAGAUCGCUCCUCUCCUCCCUCCUAGAGGAGUCCUACCUGCUCACAUCCCUAUCCCAGGCUGCACUGCUGCGAGGGCUGGUGGAGGUGCUUGCCAUGGUGCCCGCAGUCUCCCCAACGAUAUUCAGGGCACAGCUGCUGCGUCUAUUGGGCACAUGCAAGGUUAGUAGCGGUCUACUAGUCUAGGAUGAGUUAUGGAAGAAAUGGCAGAUUAUCCACAGAUCUAUCCAUGCUUGUGCUGUGGUAGAACAUUAUCAAACCUAGCUGUAAAAUCUUGAGAUUUGUGACCGCAUUGUUUAAUCUCUUGUUGUUGCAGGUGUGUCUGGUGCACACCACUCUGCUGAUGAAGGCUGCUUUCACAGACAGCCUGUUCAGCGCAGAGGAUGAGGCCUUUCUUCUAAAGCGUCUCGUCGGCCUGUCCCAACACCCCCUACUGAGCACGCCCGAGAAGCUCUUCUACAUGGACUGCAUCCUGCACUUCCCAGAGAACCGACCAAUCAGCUGUGGUGACGGGGACGAGAGCCUGCCCGUGCUCUUGACCCCUCGGCUGGCCGCGGCCCUAGUGCCCACUGUGUUCAAUGAUAGUGUCAGCAUGCUGGCUAGACUCAACCUACUCUCUCUGGUCUACCUGGAGGAAGGAGAAGAAGAUGGGGAGGGACAGGGGGGGAGAGGCCUGGCCUACCUGUACGAUCACCUGACCUCCCUUCUCCGUAUUGUGGAGAACCAGGGCAGUAGGGAGAUGGUGGUGACCUUCUUCAGGGCUUCCUUCCUCUUCCUUCUCCACUUCUGCCACGUGGAGCGCUACUCUGAGGACCUGUCUCAGAGGCUGUGUGACCUGUACUUGAGACACACUCGGCUGGCGCCUCACCUCAUCAACCUGGCUGACCGGACCCAGGACCGGCUGGAGGAGUCAGGCUGGGCUGUGGCACUGCUUAAAGCCCUGCAAAGAACCAUCACAGAGGCCCCACUGUCCCAGCUCACCCUGCAAGACCUCCGCUGGCACCUCAGGAUCCUGGCCCGCGUGGCAGAGGAAGGGGAAGUCCUCCAGAGGGCCACUCUCAACUUUCUGCUGUGCGUCAUCACUUCCUCUUCAUCCGCGCUGUGUGUGAGCGGGGACUGGCGUCUGGGGAACGGCGUGCUGGGGGUGUGUCGACGCCUGCUCCUGCACCCCAGCUUGGACUCCCUCCUCACACCGCUGGCUGACCUCCUACAGCACCUCACCUGUCAUUAUGGUGAAACAGACAUCCAGGACCACGCCCGCUUGUACUACACCCUCCUCACCACUCUCUCCCGGGAGAAGCUGGCUGGGGUGUUGGCACAGAGGGGAGCAGAAAGGGGGCGGCAAGCCAAAGUGCGCUCCAUGUCUGCCAUCAUGGCCGAGACCGAGGAGUUGACCAGCGGACUGACCGUGCACCAGACAGAGCGACCGCUGCUGAGGCUGGUCAAACUGGAGAAACAUGAACCAGAUGACUGCAAACCAGAGCAUAAACCAGAGAGUGAAUCAGCCUGUGAGUCUGAGAGCUCCCCAGGACAGGGCGGGAUAGAGAGAGAGGAUUACAGAGCCCAGUUCCAGAGCCCCAGCUUCGCCUCUGAAAUCACCCUCCAAUACCACCUCACACACACUGGAGUUCAUGACCCCCGUUUUGACAAGCUCUUCAGCAUCCGCUUGCACUUUGACCUCACGGACGGCCACUAUGAGGAAGUGAGUGACAUCAGCGUGCCUUGCCUGUUCAGGACCAGGAAGCCCCCUACAGUGAGGCUGAGGCUGAAGCCCAAGCAGCCGUACCACACCACCCUGAGAGCUAGCGCUAUCUUUACCACGGAGGACGGCCUCUCCUGGCACUCCCAGCUGGCAGACCUCCAUGUGGCUUUCCCUGAGGUGUUUCUGCCCUUCCUCGCACCCCUAGGGUGGACCAGGGAACAGAAGCAGAGAGUGUUUGAGGGGAUCUGGGGCGAAAUAUGCUCAGAGGAGUCUGAGGGUGAUUUGACCAACGCUGCCACUAGCCUGUUCUGUGAUCAGUUGGAGGAUUCGGCUAUGGGUGAGCUGGUGGAGAAGCACUUUCAGAGAUAUCUGGUCUCAGACUUGGAUAAAGGCAGGUGUAAAGUGCUGUUCUUCCUCCCACCCCAGUCUCACGUGCUGCUGAAGAUCAUCACAGAGGAGGAUGCCGUCCAGGUUCAUAUUGCUACAGACAACUGGAAGCUUCUGCCUUAUAUUAACUCUUAUCUAGAGGACAUUACCAAAGAGAUUCACAGCACACAGCAAGUCAAUGGUGAUGUCUGA